Molecule: messenger RNA, 4090 nt
Organism: Notolabrus celidotus (New Zealand spotty)
Lineage: Eukaryota; Metazoa; Chordata; Actinopteri; Labriformes; Labridae
Gene: cdc37l1
Product: cell division cycle 37-like 1
Exons: 7
Coding region: 263-1288 (341 amino acids)
Biological process (GO): protein folding; protein stabilization
Cellular component (GO): cytoplasm
Molecular function (GO): protein-folding chaperone binding; heat shock protein binding
Source: RefSeq, a predicted model, not a curated record
UGUUUACCACGUGGUCCUGUGACGCAGCAGGUUGCUGGGACGGCUGGGACAGCCAGUUGUAGUUUAAUUGUUAGCUUACGGUGUAUUUACGGGAGCAGAAGUUUCCGUGGUGCAUCAUUCUCCCCAGUCGGCCCUGCUGACUCUCAGACCUCCACUCGGAGCAUAUAUAACUCUGGCAGUGAAUCCUUGAAACAGAAAAAUACUUGUUCCGAUUCUUCUGACACAGCUAGCAUUAGCCUGCUAGCUCAGUCAUUGAGCUGUGAUGGAGUGGCUGGGCAACGGAGCUUCAGUUCACCCCGACCAAGAGCCAAGCUGUGACCCAGCUUUAGCGGCCAAGGACUUCAGUGGUGUUUAUCCUCACCAGCAGUCACCAUCAUCACGCCUCUGUGAUUGUGCCAUGUCGUCACUGUGCCAGAGCCAGCAGCGCUGUGUGAAAGCCUCCAUCGUCUCCAGCUGGAGGCUGGCUGAAGCUCAGGAUCAGCUCUGUUCUUUAGGUGUCCACAGCUCAGAAUCACUGGAGCAGGAACGUGCUAGGACUCUGACAUGUCCCUCAGAACUUACACACACUGUGGAGGAGUGGCGCCGCAAGGAGAGCAUGCUGGGAGGUCAGGAACUCAGCCGCAGUCCUGUGCUAGGAGCUGUUGGGAGUUGGGACGUAUUUGAUAAGAGUAUCAUCAAUGUUCAAAAUCAGCCUGUAGAAAUGGAUCAAGACAAGUGCUCGUUCCUCCAAAAGUAUGAGCAAGAGCUCAGGCAUUUUGGUAUGUUACGGAGAUGGGACGACAGUCAGCGUUUCCUAGCGGACAUGCCUCAGCUCAUCUGUGAGGAAACAGCAAACUACUUAAUUCUGUGGUGCAUGAGACUACAACAAGAAGGGAAAGAAGCACUUAUGGAGCAGGUAGCACACCAAGCUGUAGUCAUGCAGUUCAUCCUAGAGAUGGCUUCAAACUCUCAGCAGGAUCCUCGAGGCUGCUUCAGGCAGUUCUUCCAAAAAGCCAAAGACGGACAAGACGUCUAUUUAGAAGUCUUCCACACAGAGCUUGACACCUUCAAACACAGAGUGAGAGAAUAUGCGCUCAAGUGUAGAGAUGAUACGCACAACAUCAUAGGACAACACAACACUGGCACAAACUGCAGACUCAACCCCAAAGAAGCUCUGGACUCUUUACCUCCAGUGGCAGAGUAUCCUACAAAGAGCUGUUUAGAGUCCGGACAGUGGACAAACACAAUGAGGUGGACAAAGGACGACGCUACAGAAACAGACGAUAUACGCAUGAUGGAGACCUCCUAGUAAUCAUUGAAUUGGCCCUUGCUUUUUUCCCAUUUUCAUCCUGGCCCACCGUUUAGGAUCAACUUGAGCUUGAACUCUUCUCCGCACAGCAGAAAAGCUGGAAAACACCGGCACAGGAACAGAAAUAAAUAGGAACUUGUGUUUUUUUGUGCUGGAGUUUUCAGAGGAGAACCUGCAGAAAAUAAUGUUUCUCUAGUGACAAAUAUUUCUCAGUGUUGUCUUUGUUAUGUCACUGUAGAAGGCCUCUGCUAAGUUGCACCCUGCAGUGUUUCCCACCAGCUAGAUGCAUGUGUUUUGCAAUGAAUGCUGGUGUUACAUACAGAGCUCACGUGUGCUUAAAUGUGGUUUUCUUGGAAAAAAAAACAACAUCCUCAAGGUGAAGCAGGACAAAACUGGCAAAUUGAAAAUAAAUUCCAGUCAACGCAAAGAGUACGUACACAUGAAGUUCCACACCAAAUCCAGUGCCUGAAGCAUGACUCCGCUCAGAUCGAUGGGUUUGUCCCCAGGGUGGGACAGGUUGCAGUUUUGGUUAAUGGUGAUGGAUUUAAGGCAAAGUGUCUUAGGGUAAAAAGACUACCAUAGGCUAAGUAUGAUGCAAAUACUUAGAUUAAAAUCAUGGGGGAGAAAAAACACAGGUUUGAUUGAGCAUGUUAGCAAUAGAGUUCUCCUAAAGCUGUGACAGUCAGGGGAAUUUAUCUGCUAGAGUAUCCCAGACUUGCUACAAAAUUGUGCAAAUUGUCAGACAUUUUUAUCACCAGUCAUGCCACAAAUAGUCUCUCAUCUGUCACAUGGCUAUCUAAAUUAUUGCUGUAUGAGAAUGAGGAAAAAAGAGGUUGCCUGCAUUGAUAUUGCAGCAAAGACAGAGAGCACUUUAGGUGUCUUAGAUUUCCGUUUGUCCUCCAGGAUUGAACUUUUGUGGCUGCAAUGAAAGCUGAGAUGUAGAGAGGUUUGAUGAUGAUGUUUUGGGUCCGUUUCACCAUGCAGACUUUGUUCAAUGUUUUAGCAUCUGAGCAGUAGUGCACAAUCCCACAUGUCUCUAAUAGGAUAAUCAGAAAGGUUAAAUAAUUUGCUGUGCUGACUCACAUUUGUCUAAAUUGAGGAGACAAAUGUUUUGACAUGGCAGCUUUUAUUUAACAUAUUUGACUUUUUCUUUUGGCUUUCAUCGUUGAUAACUGCUGUUACCUGAUUGGUACCAGUACUUGUUGUUCUGGGAAUGCUGUUAAGAGUAUGCCUAAAUCUAAAGUUCAUACACAUUUUGAAUUAUCUGAGGAAGCUUCGAGCAUCACUUGAAAAGCAGGACAUGGGUGGUUUUAGGGAUACAAAAAAUUGUGACAGUAUUCCUAGUGAUGUCUAGAAAGGCAUAAAGGAGAUGAAAGACCUGCACAUUUUUAGACUACCUCCUCAAUAUGUACAAUUAAAGGGAUAGUUGGACUUUUUUAAGUGGAAGGUAUGAGGUACUUGUCGGCGGUACCCACAGGAGAUCCCGGUCAGUGCAGGACGUUUGUUGAGAAACUGUCUGAUGAACCUGCACAGAAAAAAACCAAACUGUCCCUUUAAGAGCCUUCUUUCACAAAACGUCUACCAUGACUUAUUAUAUAAAAGUUUUUUAAGAAUGCCUUUUUAAAAAGUCCACUUACAAUAACUGCAGAUGACAGUAUUUAUUUUUUUGCUCUCUCAUUAUCCCCCCAUGACAGACUUAUUCAGCCUUCACAAUAAAAGUCUGUAUUUCAUUUCUUUAAGCAGCUCACCAUAAGUGGACAAAAGAUGAGCUGAAGACAAAGGCGCAUCAUUUUACAAGUUUUCAGACACAAUGAUAAGUCAGAGUUUGUUAAUGCCGAGCAUUCAGCUUCCCAAGCAAUCCAGUUUUAAAGGGAUACUUGCAGCAACAUAGCUCUAAUUCUGACAGCUGAGUCAUAAUAAUGUAAAUGGAAAACAUGAGCACUGUGGUUGUCGGUUAAUUUGCUUUUUCAUCAUCUGGAUCAUGCUACUUUUUAAUAAUGUUUCAUCAUUCACAUAAUCAAAGCCUUCAACAGGCACACAUAGCUGAUGGAGUGUAACCCUGAUUACCGGUGACAGAGUGCAUAUCACUGCUUGUUUCAGCAGAUCAGAGGUCUACAAGGCCUGUGUGUGCUUAAUUAAUCUGGUUUUCUGGUCCAGUGGUGAGCUAGGGUAAAACUAGCUUUCAUAAACCAAGCAUUUCAAUCCAGUCAACACCAGAAGUCUCCUUAUUCAGGCACUCCUUGGUUUCCUUGUUAGUGUAUUGGUUCAAGUUCACAAUUUGAGGAGCUAAAACGUCUCUUCAUGGAGCGGGGAGGGGGAAAAGGGCUGAGCUCUCUACAAAGACUUCUACUGUAUGUGUGUAUGCAGAAAAGAGCUCUGAAUCAGAAUGUGUCCUGCACUUUAUAUGUCUCUAUACACAGAUUUUUUUAAGAGGUUGAAAGUGUAUGAAGCACUUGAUGUUAAUAUUCUUCCCUGCACCACAUUUUGGUUUUAUAAUUUUUUAUCAUGUCCCCUUAGAUUUUCAUUUAAAAGCAAACUUUAGGUGAGUUUGUUUGGACUGUGAUGUUUGCCUCUUGUAUUGUGUUUGCUGCUUACUUGUCAGUGUUCAGGGCAGCUUUGACCAGAUUUAUUAGGCUUCCAGUUAACUGUCUUCUUCAAUGAGAAAUGCAUUUUUAUUUAACAAAAUGGACGAAAUAAGUGUGAAAACCCUGCUGAGACACCAUCAGUAAGGCUUUUCCUACACAAUGUGGAACUAAGAUAUCUUUCAUUGCAUUAAAGACCAUUACAUUUGUUUCUGAUUUU